CUUUAGCGGAAAAUAUAUUAUGCCAACAACGCGAAGUCAACAAUCACGGAAGCCGAAUACGAAAGUACUGGAUUGACUAUGGAAACUGCGGAAAUACGACUUAGAAACAAUUUGAAAAUGUUGAAACGCCUGGGAGAACAAACGAAAGAUAUAAUCGAGUCGAAAAACGAGCGUAAAUGGCAGCGACAUCAGAGUAAUUUGGAAACGAAAUUAAACGAUACACACGCAUUAAUCACAAGUAUAGUGGAGCUCAAAAUCGCCGAAAACAUCGAGGAAGAAGUGAUCAACGAGUGGAGUAAAGAACAAGAAAGUGCGUUGGAACAUUUUGAGCAUAUGCUGGAUGAACUAGAUAAUAUUUUAACCUUGGGCUUGACUGAGCAAGAAAAGGCGGCGAGAAAACAACAGGAAAUUGACGAGCGAGAGGCGGAGUAG
Molecule: messenger RNA, 432 nt
Organism: Paramuricea clavata
Lineage: Eukaryota; Metazoa; Cnidaria; Anthozoa; Malacalcyonacea; Plexauridae
Source: the annotation of a GenBank genome assembly